AUGGCCGGAGCUCCACGAAAGAUCCAACUCGUACGUCUAGCACACGUGUACUACAUGUACAAGAACCUGGAGAAGGCGGUGGCCUUUCUGAACGACUUCGGCUUUACCGAGGUGAAGAGGACAUCCGACAACAACAUCGACAAGGUCUACUUCCGAGGAUACGGGAGCGAGCCUUGGCUCAUCUGCGCCAUCAAGGCGGGCGUUAACAGAUUCUGCGGCGCUGGGUUCGUAAUCGAGUCGGAGGAGGAUCUUCAGAUCGCUGCAGACACCCUCCCAAGGGCGUCCGGCAUCUAUGAGCUGGGGAAGGAUGUGCCGGGCGGCGGCAAAUGCGUGACAUUCCAUGAUCCCGUCGACGACUACCUAAUGCAUCUCGUCUAUGGCCAGGAGACCGUGGCCAUGCUGGACGUUCCUCUACCACAUGAGGCCGUCAACUAUCCUACCGAGAAGAACCGGCCCGUCAACAAGACCCAGCGCUUCAAGAAGCGGCCAGCUCCAGUCCACAAGCUGGGCCACUUUGGCGUGCGGACGACGAACUUUGCGAAGGCGCAUGAGUUCUACUCCUCCCACUUCAACUUCUUGGCAAGUGAUCUCAUCCACGAUGCCGAGGGAGUCGACCGAACGGUAUUCUACCGACUGGAUCGAGGAGAGGACGAAGUCGACCACCACGUGUUCUUCUUUGCCGAGGGACCCUCUUACAUGAUCCAUCACUCCUCCUUUGAGACGCACGACUUCGAUACCCAAGUCCUUGGCCACGACUGGCUUCGAGAGAAGGGGUACAAGAACUGCUGGGGUGUUGGUAGACACGUUGUCGGCAGCCAAAUCUUCGAUUACUGGUACGAUCCGUGCGGCUUCAUCAUGGAGCACUAUGUCGACGGAGAUCUGGUCGAUGCCACUGAGCCAACACAUCGCUCGGAAGCUAGCGCUGACAGUCUGCACGUCUGGGGUCCUGACGUUCCGGGCGACUUCUUACCUGCGAAGUACUGA
Molecule: messenger RNA, 984 nt
Organism: Anthostomella pinea
Lineage: Eukaryota; Fungi; Ascomycota; Sordariomycetes; Xylariales; Xylariaceae
Source: the annotation of a GenBank genome assembly